Columba livia (rock pigeon) is the source of this 1725-nucleotide messenger RNA. Its product is annotated as endothelial cell-selective adhesion molecule. The record is from RefSeq and is a predicted model, not a curated record. The transcript is spliced from 10 exons. The coding region runs from base 184 to 1509 and encodes 441 amino acids. NCBI's taxonomy places the organism in Eukaryota, Metazoa, Chordata, Aves, Columbiformes, Columbidae.
UCUGGAGCCAGUCCAGGCUGGGAGUAUCCACAGCGCUGACCUCACGAGCAUCGGAUAUCCAGACCUUCAGACUGCAAAAACUCCUCGCACAGUACAGCCUGACCCAUUAUUCUCAUUGCAGCAUGAGCUUUUAAGGGGCUAUUUUUCAAGCGUGGCAAUUUUUGAACCAUUUUUCCCUGACAGAUGCUGAUGCGCCAUCCCAUGGAGCUACUGGGGACCAGCUGGGUGCUCCUUGCAGGGCUGCUGGUGCCUUUGUCACAGGCUGCAGAAGCAGUGGGACCCCUUGAGAGAAAAGCUGCCGCUGUGGGAUCCUCAGUGCUGCUUCCUGGGCCGGGUAACGUCACACACAUCUACUUCACACAGUGGGAGUACUUCAAUGGCACCAGCUCCCGCACCAUCCUGCAGUACUACAGGGGUUCUCACAGCCCAGCCAUUCAUGCACCCUACACAGGACGAGCCAUUUUCCAUCCAUUCAAUGGAUCUCUCUUGCUGGAGGACGUCCAGGAAAGCGACAGUGGCACCUACAAAGUGACUGUCAACGUGGGAGACAAGGAGAGCCUGAAAAUCCUGCUGGAAGUCCUUAAGCCUGUGUCCCGCCCCCAGCUCCGAACCAGUGCUCUCAUGGCCCAGGCCAGCGGUGAGGUGUUCUGCAAGGUGGCAGAGGGCAGGGUGGACACCAUCGCCUGGAAGAAGGACAGGCAGCCUCUUCCCCCGGACAGAGGUUUUCGCCUCUCCAACAGCCUCAGCAUUUUGUACCUGAGGCCAGCGAAGAAGUCAGACUGCGGCUCCUACUCCUGCAAUGCCAGCAAUGGGAUAAGCUGGCAAGAAACCUCCCUGAACAUCACCAUUGCAGGUCUUUCCCCUCCCUUGCAGGAUGUACUGAGGAUUGCGGUGGUUGCUGUGGUCUUCGCUGCCGUCUCAGGAUGGGGAAUAAUAUUUCCUGUCUGCCAGUCUGAAAAGCUGAGAAUAAGGGGGGAGCUGUGGAGGUGGCUGAGUGCCUACACCUGCGGGCUGGUGUGCAUCGCCUCCAUCCUGGCAGGCACCGCCGGGAUCCUCUGGAUGCGGGAGGAAGGUCCUUCAAUUGCAAUCAUAUUGCCAGAGAUUGCCCUUACGUACGUGAUGGUGGUAACCUUCCUGGUCUCUGCCACCGUGACCUUCCAGCCUACGAAGUUCAUCCAACUCAGAUCCAAAACAGCACAGCGCACGAUGGGCUACGCUGCUCCCGGAGGAGUGGUUUCGGUGGUGCUGACAACCAGCUUCCUCAUAAAGAACAUCCACAAUCGCCAUGAAGAAGGAUGCACAGAGUUCGUGGACGUGACCACCCUCGCGGUCAGCACUGCAGCUGUGUCGGCCCUCCCACUCCUUGCGAUCUUACUCUGCUUGAACACCAGACACCACCCCCAGAGUACAACACCCUGUACCAUGUGUUUGGUGACUCUCAUGUGCUUCCUCCUGACACCUUGGAACAGAUUUGGCCUUUUACAGAUCACACGACUCAGGGAUGGCUGAAGGGACACGAGUCCGAGUGGGUGGACAAGGCAAGGUCCUUUGAAAUGUCUCAGCCCAGCAGCAAGGAUGCCAUUUCCAUGUCUUAGAGGUCAACUGGGGUGUUCCUUGGUUGGCAGAGUCAGCUCAAUCUUUCUCCCAGGUUUGGUGGGUCGAGGGUUCUCAAUUUCACCCAGUUUGAGCCUCUGCAAUACCUGUAAUAAAUGGCAACUCAAUUAA